GUUGAAAAAAAUGAUGAGGACCAAAAGAUCGAACAAGAUGGCAUCAAACCAGAAGAUAAAGCUCAUAAGGCCGCGACCAAAAUUCAGGCUAGCUUCCGUGGACACAUAACAAGGAAAAAGCUCAAAGGAGAGAAGAAGGGUGAUGCCCAAGCCGCUGAGGCGGAAGCGAAUGAGAAGGAUGAAGCCCACGCGGCCGAUGGCGUGGAGAAGAAGGAGGGAGAAGGCCCCACUCCCACUGACGCGGCCCCUGCCUCGGGCCCCAAGCCUGAGGAAACAGGCAAGGCAGGCGAAACUCCUUCCGAGGAGAAGAAGGGGGAGGGAGCCCCUGAUGCUGCCGCAGAGCAGGCAGCCCCCCAGGCUCCUGCCCCCUCAGAGGAGAAGGCCGGCUCUGCUGAGACAGAAAGUGCCACUAAAGCUUCCACUGACAACUCGCCGUCCUCCAAGGCCGAAGACGCCCCAGCCAAGGAGGAGCCUAAACCAGCCGAUGUGCCUGCUGCUGUCACUGCUGCUGCCGCCACCCCCCCUGCUGCAGAGGACGCUGCU
Ailuropoda melanoleuca (giant panda) is the source of this 543-nucleotide messenger RNA. RefSeq names its product neuromodulin-like. The transcript has a single exon. The annotation marks the transcript as partial. Gene Ontology annotation, biological process: axon choice point recognition; regulation of growth; tissue regeneration. Gene Ontology annotation, molecular function: phosphatidylserine binding; phosphatidylinositol phosphate binding; lysophosphatidic acid binding. The record is from RefSeq and is a predicted model, not a curated record. Lineage: Eukaryota; Metazoa; Chordata; Mammalia; Carnivora; Ursidae. Gene Ontology annotation, cellular component: postsynaptic density; cytoplasm; plasma membrane.